AUGGAUUCGUUAACAUUAACGGACGCUAAAAAUAAAAGAUCGCAAAUACGAGCAGCGGCCACGCGAUUAAGAACCUUUAUGGAUAAUUUCGAUAUAAAUCAAGGCUCGCGACACGACAUAAGUGUGCGUAAGCAAAAAUUAGCUGAUAUGUGGGCUCAGUUCGACGAGGUACAGACACGUAUUGAAACCCUCGAAAAUGCUGACCCUACCACGGAUAAGGAUCGUCUUCUCGAGCAACAGAUGCACCAACGCGCUAGCUUUGAGGAGCCUUACUAUACUUUAAUGUCACGUUUCGAUACAACUCUCGAAUUAUGCGACCGAAAUUCGCAACCUGAAAUUCGCACAACUCCAAUAUCGGAGAGUAACCACACGGUCAAUAACAGGGAAACGCGCAUUAAACUUCCCAAGAUAAUUUUACCAACUUUUUCAGGUUCUUUUGAGGAUUGGUAUUCAUUCAAGGACACCUUCGAAAAGCUAAUCCAUCAGAACGAAGAUGUAUCUGUUAUCGAAAAGUUCCAUUAUUUACGCUCUUCAUUAAAGGACAAAGCAGCGGAGAUUAUACAGUCCUUAGAUACGACGACGGAUAACUAUGACGAUGCCUGGGCAGCCGUUAAAAAUCGUUAUGACAAUAAGCGCUGGACCAUACAAAGGCACAUCAAAGCCAUAUUUGAUGCACCAGCUAUUAACAAGGAAAAUCAUUUAGCUCUGCGUGAGUUACUCGACACUAUUCUUAAGCAUCUACGCGCUCUUAAGGCUCUCAAUAGGCCUACUGAAUCUUGGGACGAUUUAAUUGUUCACAUUGUAGUUUCUAAGCUCGACAUACCUACGAGUAAAGCUUGGGAAAUAAGUCUUGAUGACGAUGUACCCGAUUUAAAAACAUUAAUGCAAUUCCUUUCAAAACGUUGUCAAGCUUUAGAAGCAAUUCACGCUAAAACUCAUAACAAUGCAACGAAUAAUACACAGAAACAAGGAAAACAUAAGGGUACAUCGGUCGCCAACGUCGCUACAUCUAAUUUAUCUUGUCCUUUAUGUAAAGAAAAUCACCAGUUAUAUCAUUGCGAAGAAUUUCUCAAACUAACAGUCGAGGAUAGGAUUAAGAAUGCGAAAAAGGCUCAUCUUUGUAUAAAUUGUUUAAGAUCUACCACCCAUCAAUCCAAACUUUGUAAAUCAAGCGCCUGUCGUAAAUGCAGCAAAAAGCACAACACCUUGUUACAUAUGUCUACCACAGACAACGCAGAUCAAUCAUUAUCGAAUACUAGGACUCCUCCUGAUAAAACAACUGACACGCCUCUACCAGUCUCCACACAAUGCAUUUCAAGUCAUCAUCCAUUGAACGUCUUGCUAUCUACAGCCAUUGUAAACAUUUACGAUUCGAAUAACAAACCUCUUUCUUGUCGCGCAUUACUUGACAGCGGUUCUUAA
Messenger RNA from Temnothorax curvispinosus, 1422 nucleotides. RefSeq lists its product as uncharacterized. The record is from RefSeq and is a predicted model, not a curated record. Bases 1 to 1422 code for a protein of 473 amino acids. The transcript has a single exon. Lineage: Eukaryota; Metazoa; Arthropoda; Insecta; Hymenoptera; Formicidae.